Tarenaya hassleriana is the source of this 5732-nucleotide messenger RNA. RefSeq names its product 187-kDa microtubule-associated protein AIR9-like. The record is from RefSeq and is a predicted model, not a curated record. The coding region runs from base 405 to 5546 and encodes 1713 amino acids. The transcript is spliced from 39 exons. Gene Ontology annotation, cellular component: plasmodesma; plasma membrane. Gene Ontology annotation, molecular function: protein binding. Lineage: Eukaryota; Viridiplantae; Streptophyta; Magnoliopsida; Brassicales; Cleomaceae.
UUUCAAUGUUCUUCCUCAAACCAUUCUCCCUCUCCAGCUUUUUACUUCUCUGUCGCCACAAUUCAUCGCUUCAAUCGUCUUCGUCUUUUUUUGUUUUGUUUGGGAAAUCACCAAAAACCCUAGUUUUGCUGUGUGACGAGUGAAGGUCGCUUCGUUUUUUGUUGGUUCGUCCAGAUCUACAUAUCCGUUUCAAUUCGCUUGUUUCUUCGCGAAUUUCCCCGUUUCCUUGGUUUGAAACUGCCGGAGACUUCGCCGGAAUCUCGCCGUGGAACAUGCAUUUUCCGGCGGUUUACAUGAAACGGGCAAAAAUGGGUUCUUCCGCUUCUUGGUUGCUUCUUUGUUAGCGCCAUAGUUUGUAUUUGGAUAUUUAUUUGCAUCGAGAGCUUCACUUAAUCUGAAUCCAAAUGGAGGAAGCAACAUCAAAUUCAGGUGCAGAAGCUUUAGAAAUGUCAGUUGAUGCCGAGAAACAGCACAAUGUAUCUACAAAUGAUGGAAGGAGAAGUCCAGACAGUGUCUCGGGAGUGUCUGUGGUGUCAAGUCGUACUGCUACUACUAAGAAGAAAUCAGAAGUAGUUUCGAAACCGACGAAGCCAACUGUGUCUUCUUCAUUACGGGUCUCGAACUCUGUCCCUGUGACCCGGAGAAAUAGCACUGGAGGAGUACCUGAGAAGUCCAAUGGUGUCAAUAAAGUUUUGACGAAAAGGACAAAUACUGCUUCAGUGAGGCAGUCGCUUCCAGAGCUGAGGAGGAGUUCACUUCCUUCGGUUUCUGCAAAGCCUGGAUCUAGAGCAAGCAUUCCUGAUACUAGGAAAUCUGUCCCAACUUCACCUGCUGGUCUGAAUUUGACAAAAUCAACUGGGUCUGGUUCAAGUAAGCCUGAUAUUACCAAGAAGUCUUUAGCGAAAGCGAAGCCAGACACAAGUGUCUCCAUUUCUUCUAAAAGAGGCCCAUCUUCAUCUGUUGACAGUAGUGGCAGCACUACAAGCACUUCAAGAGUGCGUUCUGCGCUCACAACAAGUAGAAAGACAGCCUCUAAGGUCUAUUCUCCUGCUGGAUCACCAUCGGUUUCUAGUGGUUUAAGAACUCGAGCAUUGUCUACAUCCCUUGAUCAGAGUUCCAACUUUUCUGGGAGGAAGAAAACAGCUACCCCGGAAAGUCGUGAUUUGCGGCUUGUCAUUCUUCCGCAGGUUGAGGUUAAAGCUAGCGAUGAUGUGAGAUUGGAUCUCAGAGGCCACAGGAUUCGCAGCCUAAAUUCCAAUGGGCUGAACUUAUCGCCGAACCUAGAGUUUGUGUAUCUUAGAGACAAUCUUCUAUCUACAUUGGAAGGUGUUGAGAUAUUGAAGCGAGUCAAGGUUCUGGAUUUGAGUUUUAAUGAUUUCAAAGGGCCUGGGUUUGAACCACUUGAGAACUGUAAAGUGCUACAGCAACUUUAUCUUGCCGGAAAUCAGAUCACCUCACUUGCAAGCUUGCCUCAACUUCCGAACUUAGAAUUUCUGUCUGUUGCUCAAAAUAAGUUGAAAUCACUUGCAAUGGCAAGUCAGCCUCGGCUUCAGGUAUUAGCUGCCAGCAAGAACAAGAUAACAACACUGAAGGGCUUUCCAUAUCUACCAGUUCUUGAGCAUCUGCGGGUGGAGGAGAAUCCAAUACUUAAGAUGCCUCAUUUAGAAGCCGCAUCCAUAAUACUUGUAGGUCCUACUUUGAAGAAAUUCAAUGAUAAAGAUCUCUCUCGUGAGGAGAUUGCAAUUGCUAAGCGUUAUCCUUCACAAGCAGCCCUCUGCAUCAGAGAUGGUUGGGAGUUCUGUAAGGCGGAGCUUGCAGCAGAAUCCAUGUUUCGCUUCUUAGUUGAGAGGUGGAAGGAUAAGUUGCCCUCUGGAUACCUUGUCAAAGAAGCAUCUAUUGAUCAACCUUCUGAAGAAUCUCCUUGUCAGUGCCACUUUGGCCUAGUGCAAGAAAGUACUCUUGCCACUGUGACUGGUCCAGAAUUAACCCUGAUAUAUCAGUGGCUUGUGGCGGACAGAUCACUUUCUAAUUUUGUUCCUAUUCCUGAUGCAACCAAAGAGGUCUAUUGGCCAAAGCGUGCAGAGAUUGGUAAAAUUCUUAAAGUCACAUGUACUCCUGUUCAUGGAGAGACUGAAUACCCUCCUAUAUUUGCUCUAUCUUUGCCAGUUUCACGAGGAAAGGGAAUACCAAAAGUUGUGAGCCUUGAAGUUCAGGGGGAACUUGUGGAGGGCAAGAUAGUUAAGGGUCAAGCAGAAGUUGCAUGGUGUGGUGGGACACCAGGAAAGUGUGUUGCCAGCUGGCUGAGGAGAAAGUGGAACAGCAGUCCCGUGGUGAUUGCUGGAGCAGAAGAUGAGGAAUAUCAGUUAUCUUUGGAUGAUGUUGGUUCGAGUUUGGUUUUCAUGUAUACACCUUUCACAGAGGAAGGCGCCAGAGGAGAACCUCAGUACAAGUACACAGAUUUUGUAAGAGCAGCUCCUCCAUCUGUAAGUAAUCUUCGGAUUAUCGGAGAUCCUGUUGAAGGCUGUGUCCUAAAGGGAGUUGGAGAUUAUUUCGGUGGCAAGGAAGGUCCAAGCAAGUUUGAAUGGUUACGCGAGAACAUGGAAACUGGAGACUUAUCAUUGGUAUCAGCUGGAACAUCUGUGUAUACAUUGACCCAGGAAGAUGUUGGAAGACGUGUCACUUUUGUGUACAUACCUACUAACUUUGAGGGACAAGAAGGGGAACAUGUGUCAUCGGCAUCCAGCGUAAUUAAGCAAGCACCCCCAAAAGUGACAAAUGUUAAGAUAGUUGGAGACCUAAAGGAGAACAGCAAGGUUACGGCAACAGGUAAUGUUACAGGAGGAACUGAAGGUUCAAGCAGAGUGCAAUGGUUCAAAUCGAGUUGUUCUACUCUCGAAGGGGAGAAGUUUCUUGAAGCAUUGAGCACAUCAAGAGUUGCAAAGGCAUUCCGCAUACCUCUGGGGGCAGUCGAUUAUUACAUAGUUGCAAAAUAUACUCCAAUGACCCCUGGUGGCGAAUGUGGUGAACCGGUAUUUGUAAUAACUGAAAGAGCGGUUGAAACCCUUCCUCCCAGCUUGAAUUUCCUGUCAAUUACUGGGGAUAACAUUGAAGGAGGAGUAUUGACAGCAUCCUAUGGAUACAUAGGAGGGCAUGAAGGAAAAAGCAUGUAUAAAUGGUAUCAUCAUGAGGCAGAAAGUGGCCCUGGUACAUUGAUACCUGUGGCCUCUGGGGUUCUUCAGUAUACCAUUACAAAAGAAGAUAUUGGUAAAUUCAUUUCCUUUCAAUGUAUUCCCAUCCGAUAUGAUGGUUUCAAGGGUGAGCCAAGAUCUUGCAUGGGCCAGGAGCGUAUUCGUCCAGGAAGCCCAAGAGUGGUGUCUCUUCGAAUUGUUGGAGCUGCUGUUGAAGGGACAAUGCUGUCUGCAGAAAAAGAAUAUUGGGGUGGUGAAGAAGGAGCAUCGGUUUUCCGGUGGUUUCGGACUAGUUCAGAUGGCUCACCGUACGAAAUCAAAGGUGCCACUACCUCAUCAUAUCAAGUAUGUGUGGAUGAUAUAGGUCGCUUCGUUUCGGUUUCAUGUGAACCCGUCAGAAGUGACUGGGCUCGUGGGCCCAUAGUUCUUUCCGAGCUAAUUGGACCAAUCAUAUCUGGCCCCCCUACUUGUCAGUCACUGGAGUUUCUCGGAUCAAUGAUUGAAGGGCAACGCUUGAGCUUUGUUGCUUCAUAUACUGGAGGGAUAAAGGGGAAUUGUCAACAUGAAUGGUUUAGGGUAAAAGAUAAUGAUGUUAAGGAGAAAUUGAGUUGUGAUGAAUUUUUGGAUUUGUCUCUUGAGGAUGUUGGGAAGAGCAUUGAACUUGUCUACACUCCUGUCCGGGAGGAUGGAAUAGAAGGCAAUCCUAGAAGCAUUGUGUCAGAUGAAAUUGCUCCUGCAAAUCCUAUGGGGCUGGAGCUUAUUAUUCCGGACUGUUGUGAGAAACAAGAGGUUGUGCCACAUAAAACCUAUUUUGGUGGACACGAAGGUGUUGGAGAGUACAUAUGGUAUAGAACUAGCGAUAAGUUGCAUGGAUCUGCACUCUUGGAAAUAUCCUUUGCUAGUGAAGAUGUCGUUGUUUGCUGUAAGGAAUUAAAAUAUACUCCAUCACUUGAAGAUGUGGGGUCUUAUCUAGUCUUGUAUUGGAUACCUACUCGCUCAGAUGGAAGACAUGGGCAGCCAGUAGUAUCAAUUUCAAACUCCCCAGUUGCCCCAGCUGAUCCAGUAAUAUCUAAUGUCCAUGUUAAGCAAAUUUCUUCGGAUGCCUAUUCUGGAGAAGGGGAGUAUUCUGGUGGCUAUGAAGGUGCAAGUCUCUUUAGUUGGUACAGAGAAACUAAUGAUGGAACCAUCAAUCUAAUUGAUGGGGCCAACUCCAAAGCUUAUGAGGUGACUGAGUCAGAUUACAAUUGCCGGCUACUCUUUGGAUAUACACCUGUCCGUUCAGAUUCAGCAGUGGGAGAACUAAAAUUAUCUGAGCCAACUGAUGUUAUCCUCCCAGAGGUACCAAAAGUAGACAUGCUUGCUCUUACCGGGAAGGCUGUAGAAGGCGAUGUUCUCACUGCCGUUGAAGUGAUCACAAAGACUGGAAUCCAACAACUUGUUUGGAGCAAGUAUAAGAGAGGCAUCAAAUACCAAUGGUUCCGCUCAUUGGAAUCGGGGGAAGAGGAAUCUUUUGAAGCUCUCUCUUCUAAACGUUCAUGUUCCUAUAAGGUGCAGUUUGAAGAUAUUGGCAGAUGUCUGAAAUGUGAAUGUGUAGUACACGAUGUAUUUGGGAGGUCAAGUGAGCCAGCUUAUGCCGAGACUGCUUCUGUUUCGCCAGGUUUUCCAAGGAUAGAAAAGCUGGAGAUUGAAGGAAGGGGUUUCCACACCAACUUAUAUGCAGUUCGUGGCAAUUAUUUUGGUGGAAAAGAGGGAAAGUGUAAAAUUCAAUGGCUUAUUGUUGAAACCUUUGCCCUAAACUCGUUCUCCUUUCAAACUUCCAUAAUGGGCGAGACAGGAAGGAUGUAUGAGGCUAAUGUGGAUGAUGUUGGCUACAGACUGGUCGUUGUCUAUACGCCCAUACGAGACGAUGGCACUGAAGGGCACCCAGUUUCUGCAUCAACAGAGCCUGUUGCUGUUGAACCUGAUAUUCAUAAGGAAGUGAAGCAAAAACUAGAUGUUGGGUCAGUGAAGUUUGAGGUGCUGUGUGACAAGGACCCUUAUCUAAAAAAGGUCCUGGGAGAGGGAAAUCUUGAGAGACGAAUACUAGAAGUUAACAGGAAGAGAAUAAAGGUAGUGAAACCAGGUUCCAAGACAUCUUUCCCAACAACUGAAGUUCGUGGGAGUUUCGCUCCUCCUUUCCAUGUUGAGACAUUCCGGAAUGACCAAAGACGGCUUAGGAUUGUUGUGGACAGUGAGAGUGAAGUAGACGUGGUGGUCCAUUCACGUCACCUCCGCGAUGUCAUCGUGCUAGUUAUACGCGGCCUUGCACAGAAAUUCAACAGCACUUCCCUUAAUUCACUACUCAAAAUCGAUGCAUAAACUAUCCGCAUAUAGGAACCUAGAGUCACCCUGCAUACGGGCAUUUCUCCGGUUCUUGGUUUGUUUCUGCAUUCACUCCUCUUAUUUGUUUACUUCUUUCUGAUAUGAUGUGUGAAUUAGACUAUUCAAUUGGGAACCCAUGUAUGAACACUAGGGUCCGUAAUCUAAGUUCACUUCUGUUUUUCA